This is a messenger RNA of Spirometra erinaceieuropaei, 348 nucleotides long. The record is from the annotation of a GenBank genome assembly. Lineage: Eukaryota; Metazoa; Platyhelminthes; Cestoda; Diphyllobothriidea; Diphyllobothriidae.
AUGUGGCGUCAAGGUGAAGUCCCGCAAGAUUUCAAGGACGCAACUAUCGUGCACCUUUACAAGCGCAAAGGGACUCGCCAAGUCUGCGACAACCACCGCGGCAUCUCCCUACUGAACAUCGCCGGGAAGAUCUUCGCUCGCAUCCUGCUCAACCGCCUCAAUAACUAUCUGGAACGGGGCCUUCUGCCGGAAAGUCAAUGCGGCUUUCGUCGUCAUCGUGGGACCACGGAUAUGAUCUUCGCCGCCCGCCAACUUCAGGAGAAGUGCCAGGAGAUGCGGACCCACCUGUACUCUACCUUCGUGGACCUGACGAAAGCCUUCGACACGGUGAAUCGUGAAGGACUGUGA